AAAUCAAGAAGAAAAAAUUGAGGGCAUUUUCGUUGACCGCAGUCCAAGAGAAGUGUUAUUAAAACAUGGCCUCGAUAGUGAUGAUAUUGAAUCCAUCCCGCUAUUCAUCCUUCCAACCUACGAGAUUCAAGACAAUGAUAAGCAUUUUGCGCAUUGUAUGGCUGAGAUCUUAGUCCGGCUGAGAGAUUAUGGGUCAUUACUCGUUGAGUUUAGUAUGAGACCGCAAUAUGAAAUUACGAGAGAAAAAGUACAGGCCGAGCAAUUAAGCUCAUUCGAGAUGAACAAGAAAAAACGAAAAGCGAGUGAGGCAUUUGAUGAUGAUAACUUCGAUUACUUAUAUGGUAUUGUCACAACAGGCAGUAAGUUGCCGUAUACCAUCGAAUUCACCGAAGAUGCUUUGAAAGAGGAUUCCGAAGGUACUCGCAUUGAAUUUUUUGAAACAAUACCAGGCUUUCUCAAUGAGGAAGUCGGCAUCCCGACACUAAGUAAUUGCCACAAAUGUAACGGGCAAAUUUUUUCGGUUCUACUUCGAGCAUUCACGGUACUCUCCUGUGGCCAUAUACUUUAUCGAACUUGUAUUCAGGAAAUUAUCAUGGGAACCGAAGCAAAAUGUCCGGUUUGUAAACUACGCAUCGAAAUUAUCAAGGAGGAAGACAGCAGUGAAGUCUAUCAACGAACGCACUCAAAUACUAUAAUAAUACCAGACGAUCAGAGUCCACCGCCGACUGCACUCAUACAAAGUGAAUCUGACGAAGCCGAUGAGAAUGAGAUACCUAAUGGAUCAUUAUCCCAAAGUUUGGCCUGGCUAUACCAAAAAGUGAUCAAAGCGGAAAAACGCGUGACUUAUGUAUAUCAAGGAGAAAUUUGGUAUUGGUAUUACUAUGCGGAAGGGUUUGAAAAACGGGUUAAAAAGAAAUUAUGA
Messenger RNA from Ambispora leptoticha, 922 nucleotides. The record is from the annotation of a GenBank genome assembly. NCBI's taxonomy places the organism in Eukaryota, Fungi, Glomeromycota, Glomeromycetes, Archaeosporales, Ambisporaceae.